This is a messenger RNA of Leptosia nina, 402 nucleotides long. The record is from the annotation of a GenBank genome assembly. Lineage: Eukaryota; Metazoa; Arthropoda; Insecta; Lepidoptera; Pieridae.
AUGAUCAAGGAAAAUUCUAUACCACUUAUACGUAUAUACCAGGCUGAAGAAGGCACUAGCAGAACAUCAGAAGGCGAAGACAAUGACGUCAGCGAGGUGAACGCGGAUUCUUCCCGUGGAUUAUCAGCUGCGACCUCCAGGGAAGAUGAAGAUGACUCCAGCAUCAACGCCAGCAAUGCAAGCAAGAGUCCGGGACAAAGAACUAUGAGUAGUAGUAACAGUGGAUAUAUGUCCGUCGGUUACGGCAUCGAAGAUUGGAAUCCAGCCAAGAGGCACUUCAUCUUCGUUGACGAGCAUGAUUCAGUAUCCAUACCAUUAGGUUCCACCGAUACAGCUCCUAACCACCUACAACCUCCCAAGUGGCAGCAAUUAGAGGCACGAAGCGCACAACUCAAAGCUUAG